This is a messenger RNA of Neltuma alba, 1494 nucleotides long. RefSeq names its product protein IQ-DOMAIN 14-like. The coding region runs from base 151 to 1317 and encodes 388 amino acids. Lineage: Eukaryota; Viridiplantae; Streptophyta; Magnoliopsida; Fabales; Fabaceae. The transcript is spliced from 4 exons. Gene Ontology annotation, molecular function: protein binding. The record is from RefSeq and is a predicted model, not a curated record.
AAGGCCUGAAAUUUAUUCCCAUUUCUUUGACCGAUCUUUAUCUCUCCCUAAUUGGAAGUUCUUUGGGAAUCGUCCUCAGAUCUUGUUGCAGGAACAGUAGCAGAACAAGAUCGUGUUUCAGAAGUUUUAGGGGAGAGAAGGUGAGAAACCAUGGGGAAGGCUUCUAGGUGGUUGAAGGGCUUGCUGGGGAUGAAGAAAGAGAAGGACCACCGCAUGGACAAUUCUGGCUCAUUGGUUUCUGACAAGAAGGAAAAGAAACGAUGGAGUUUUGCCAAGUCAGGCAAAGAUUCCGAUUCUGGAACCAGUCAACCUCGUUUUCCAUCUCCUGAUUCCGCUCGGUAUAAAUCCUACAUGUCGGAAACAGAGAAAGAGCAGAACAAGCACGCAAUUGCGGUGGCCGCUGCAACGGCCGCUGCAGCCGAUGCUGCUGUCGCCGCCGCUCAGGCUGCCGUUGCGGUGGUAAGGCUCACCAGCCACGGCAGAGGGACUCUGUUUAGUGGGAGUAGAGAAAAAUGGGCUGCGGUUAAGAUUCAAACCUUUUUCAGAGGCUAUUUGGCGAGGAAGGCUCUAAGAGCUUUGAAAGGAUUGGUUAAGAUUCAAGCGCUUGUUCGCGGUUAUCUUGUUCGAAAGCGAGCUACUGCAACUCUAUACAGCAUGCAAGCUCUGAUCAGAGCUCAAACUGCAGUUCGAUCACAGAGAGCUCGUCGUUCCAUUAGCAAAGGAAAUCGACACCAGUCCGAGUUCCGAGCUAGAAAAUCAAUGGAUCGAUUUGAUGAAACGAGAAGUGAAAUCCACAGUAAAAGGUUAUCCACAUCAUAUGAACAAUCCUUCAAUGGGUAUGACGACAGUCCCAAAAUUGUCGAGAUUGAUACGUACAGGACUCAGUCGAGGUCUCGGAGAAUUGCGACGACGUUUUCAGAAUGUGGAGACGAAACACCUUAUCAAACGACGCCGUUUUCCGACAGUAAGCAUCAUGAAGAGUUCCAGUGGUGCUUUGCCGGCGAUGAGUGCAAAUUCCCUACGGCUCAGAGCACUCCCCGGUUUGCAGUCAGCGCGCGUUCUCACAACGCGCCUCCGACUCCGGCAAAGAGUGUCUGCGGCGACACAUUUUGCCGGCCGUACUAUAAUUUCCCGAACUACAUGGCGAAUACGCAGUCGUUUAAGGCGAAACUGAGGUCUCAUAGUGCUCCGAAACAGAGACCAGAGCCGAAGAAGAGGCUCUCGCUGGAUGAAAUAAUGGCGGCCAGAAACAGCAUAAGCAGUGUUAGAAUGCAGAGGUCGUCUUGUUCGGUUCAAGAAGAGUCGUGGAAUUUCUGAGUUCUUUGCAACUUUCUUUCUUCCUUUCUUCCCCCUCCCCUCUUUGCUUGUGUUAAUUACAAUUUACAAUUCUCACAGAGAACCUUAUAGAAUUGAUCAAAGAAUCUGCUUGCUUAUGUACAUUCUCUUGACAGACUUUUCUUUUACUUCUAGUAAACUCUCUCGUUUGCUUAGAAA